Salarias fasciatus (jewelled blenny) is the source of this 6670-nucleotide messenger RNA. RefSeq names its product tenascin Cb (gene tncb). The transcript has 22 exons. Gene Ontology annotation, biological process: regulation of cell adhesion; neuron projection development. The coding region runs from base 11 to 5095 and encodes 1694 amino acids. The record is from RefSeq and is a predicted model, not a curated record. NCBI's taxonomy places the organism in Eukaryota, Metazoa, Chordata, Actinopteri, Blenniiformes, Blenniidae. Gene Ontology annotation, molecular function: protein binding.
UGUCGUUGCCAUGGAGAUGAGAGGGUUCGUGUUGGGCUGCUUGACCGUGGUCCUGCUCCUCCACCUCUCCACCGCCGGCCUGGUCAAGAAGGUCAUCCGCCACCGCAGAGAGGCCCUGAUGCCCAAGAAGACCCAGGAGAACCUCACCCUACCUCACCCCGACCAGCCGGUGGUGUUCAACCACGUCUACAACAUCAACGUCCCGUCCACCUCGCUCUGCUCCGUCGACCUCGACUCGCCCGGCAGCGCCGACCUCAAGCACAAGAGCGCCGCCCCGGCGGACAUGCCGAGCACCGAGCACAUGGACCACACGCUGGACGGCGAGAAUCAGAUCGUCUUCACGCACCGCAUCAACAUCCCCAAGCAGGCGUGCGGCUGCGAGCACCAGCUGCCCGACAUCAAGGACAUCCUGAGCCGGCUGGAGAUGCUGGAGUCGGAGCUGUCCAGUCUGAGGGAGCAGUGCGGCAGUGGAGCGGGCUGCUGCGGAGCCCCGGUUACAGGUGAAUUGUCCACCAAACCCUACUGCAACGGACGAGGGAACUGGAGCACGGAGACCUGCAGCUGUGUGUGUGAAGCCGGGUGGAAGGGUCCGAACUGCACCGAGCCCGAGUGUCCCAACGACUGCCAGGACCAGGGCCGCUGCGUGGACGGACGGUGCGAAUGCUUCGAGGGCUUCGGCGGGGACGACUGCAGCAUCGAGGUCUGCCUGCCCGACUGCGGCGACUACGGCAGCUGCAUCGAGGGGUCCUGCCUCUGCGAGGACGGCUUCAUCGGCGAGGACUGCUCCCAGACCAACUGCCUCAACAACUGCCUGGGCCGCGGACGCUGCGUGGAGGACGAGUGCGUGUGCGACCACCCGUGGACGGGCUUCGACUGCUCCGAGCUCAUCUGCCCCAACGACUGCUACGACCGCGGCCGCUGCAUCAACGGCACCUGCUACUGCGACGACGGCUUCGCCGGCGAGGACUGCGGCGAGGUCACCUGUCCUGGAAACUGCAACAACCGCGGCAUGUGUGUGAACGGCCAGUGUGUGUGUCAGACAGGCUACAGCGGAGAGGACUGCUCCAAGCUCACCUGCCCGAAGAACUGCAACGAGAGAGGCCACUGCUUCAACGGGAAGUGCAUCUGCGACCCGGGCUUCGAAGGCGAGGACUGCUCCAUCCUGUCCUGCCCCGACAACUGCAGCAACCGAGGCCAGUGCGUCAACGGAGAAUGCGUGUGCGACAUCGGCUACGAAGGCGAAGACUGCAGCGAGCUGUCCUGCCCCAACAGCUGCCAGAACCGCGGCCGCUGCGUCAACGGGCAGUGCGUCUGCGACAAAGGCUUCGCCGGCGAGGACUGCAGCAUCAAGACCUGCCCCAAAGACUGCAUGGGCCGCGGGGACUGCGUGGACGGCAAGUGCGUGUGCUUCGUGGGCUUCACGGGGAAAGACUGCGGCGAGCUGACCUGCCCCAACGACUGCCUGGAUCGCGGGCGCUGCGUGAACGGGCAGUGCGUCUGCCACAAAGGCUUCGCCGGCGAGGACUGCAGCGAGAAGACCUGCCCCAGCAACUGCCUGGACCGGGGCUACUGCGUGGACGGCAGCUGCGUGUGCUACGAGGGCUUCACCGGGUCGGACUGCUCCCUCCUGACCUGCCCGGGAGACUGCCAGAACCAGGGCCGCUGUGAGAACGGCCUGUGCAUCUGCGACGAGGGCUUCAUCGGAGAGGACUGCUCUGAAGUGUCUCCACCCAAAGACCUGAACGUGGUGGAGGUCACCCCGGAGUCGGUGGGCCUGUCCUGGGAGAACGAGAUGCGCGUGACGGAGUACCUCAUCACCUACGUGCCCACGAGACCCGGGGGCCUGGAGCUGGACAUGAGGGUGCCCGGGGACCAGAAGCUGGCCACCAUUCAGGAGCUGGAGCCGGGCAUCGAGUACCUGAUCAGCGUCUACGCUAUCCUGAGCAACAAGAGGAGCGUUCCCGUCACCGCACGGGUGGCCACACAUCUCCCGGAGCCCGAGGGACUGAAGUUCAAGUCGGUGCGGGAGACGUCGGUGGAGGUGCAGUGGGACCCCCUCAACAUCCCCUUCGACGGCUGGAACCUCAUCUUCAGAAACACCAAAGAGGAGGACGGUGAGAUUCUCAACUCCCUGGGCCGCCCAGAGACCACCUUUGAGCAGUCGGGCCUGGGUCCGGGCCAGGAGUACGAGGUCAAACUGUCGGUGGUGAAGAACAACAUGCGUGGACCGCCAGCCUCCACCAACGUCUUCACGAUGAUCGACUCGCCCAGCCAGGUGGACGUCCGCGACGUGACCGACACCACGGCGCUGGUCACCUGGUUCCAGCCCGUGGCCGACGUGGACGGGGUCAGCAUCUCGUACGGGCCGAGCUCCGACCCGGCUGACCGCACCGUGGUGGACAUGUCCUCCACCGACACCCAGUACCACCUGGGAGGCCUCAGCCCGGACACCCAGUACGAGGUGACCCUGACGGCCAGGAAGGCCGGCCGCAGCAGCGCCCCCGUCUACGAGUCCUUCGUCACAGACCUGGACGCUCCCACAGACCUGCAGACAGUGGAGCUGACGGACGAGAGCAUCACCCUGGAGUGGAGGAACAGCCGCGCCGAGGUGGACAACUACCGCAUCAAGUACGGGCCGCUGUCAGGAGGCGAGCACGGAGAGCUGCUGUUCCCGCCGGGACCCAAGGACUCCACGCAGGCCAAGAUCACCGGUCUGAGACCCGGCACGGAGUACGGCAUGGGAGUGACGGCGCUGAAGGACGAGCGGGAGAGUCUGCCCACCACCACCAACGCCGUGACCGCCCUGGACGCUCCCAGAGACCUGACCGUGACGGAGGUGACGGAGACCACCAUGACGCUGGAGUGGAAGCGUCCCCGGGCCAAGCUGGACUCCUACCGGCUGGUCUACGUCUCCGCCGACGGCCACAGGGCCGAGGACGUGGUCCCGGGCGGCGCCGAGUCCCACACCCUGAGGGGCCUGACGCCCGGCAUGCUGUACACCAUCAGCAUCUCGGCGGAGAGGGGCCGCAGGACCAGCGUGCCCGCCACCAUCUCCGCCCCCACAGAGGAGGAGAAACCCCUGGUGACCAACGUCACCAUCAGCGACGUGUCGUGGGACAGCUUCCUCUUGUCCUGGUCCUCGGACGACGGUGCGUUCGAGGCCUUUCUGGUCGAGGUGACCGACGCCGAGACGGGCGCCGAGUGGCAGAACCACACGGCGUCCGCCGACGCUCGCAGCCUCGCCAUCACCGGCCUCUCCCCCGCCACCUGGUACAGGGUCAACCUGUACGGGGUGUUCAGGGGAAUGCCCGUAGAGCCCGUCUUUGCAGACACCAUCACAGAGGCCGAGCCAGAGGUGCAGGAGCUCCUGGUUUCUGACGUCGGCCCGGACAGCUUUAGGCUGUCCUGGGAGGCAGAAGAAGACGUCUUUGACACGUUUGUGGUGAUGGUCAGCGAGGCCGAGGACCCCAGCCAGCCCAGAGAGCUGGUGCUGGGUGGCGAGGAGAGGAUCGCCGAGCUGACGGACCUUACCGAGGACACCCAGUACACAGUUGAAAUAUUCGGCCUGGUUUUGGGGAGACGCUCCAAGUCUUUGAUGGAGCGGGUGAGAACAGACAUGGGCUCCCCCAAAGGCAUCCGCUUCUCCGAUGUGACCGACACAUCCGCCACCGUCCACUGGGUGACCCCGAGAGCCCGAGUGGACAGCUACCGGGUCACCUACAUGCCAGCCCACGGAGGAAACGCCAAGACGCUGGCGGUGGACGGCUCGGACUCUCAGACUGUGCUGCCCAACCUGACACCUGGGGUCACCUACGAGGUCACCGUGGUGGCCAUCAAAGGCUCCAGGGAGAGCGAGCCGGGGUCGGACAGCGUCACCACAGCUCUGGAUAAACCUCGUGGUCUGACCGCGGUCAACAUCACGGACACUGAGGCUCUGCUGCUGUGGCAGCCGGCCAUCGCCACCGUGGACGGAUACGUCAUCACCUACAGUGCAGACACAGGGGCGUCGGUGAUGGAGCACGUGUCGGGCAACGUGGUGGAGUACGAGAUGAGCUCUCUGGCGCCUGCGACGCAUUACACGGUGAAGGUGUACGCCGUCAGGGAUCUGGCCAAGAGCGCCGCCACCACCACCGAGUUCACCACCGAUGUGGACGCUCCUCAACACCUGACGGCCAGCAACAUCCAGACAGAGAACGCCAUGCUGACCUGGAGGCGUCCUCGAGCCGACAUCACCGGAUACAUCCUCACCUACGAGUCCUCCAGCGGCCUGACCCGGGAGGUGGUGCUCAGCCCCACCGCCGUGUCGUACAACAUGGCUCAGCUCAGCGCCUCCACAGAGUACUCUGUGAGGCUGCAGGCGCUCGCCGGGCCCAAGAGGAGCCGGGUCAUCUCCACCGUCUUCACCACCACUGGCGUCCUCUACAGACACCCGAGGGACUGCUCUCAGGCCCUGCUGAACGGAGACACGUCCUCGGGCCUGUACACCAUCUACGUGAGCGGAGACGAGAGCCAGCCGCUGCAGGUCUACUGCGACAUGAGCACCGACGGAGGCGGAUGGAUUGUUUUCCUUCGACGCCAGAGCGGCCGACUGGAGUUUUUCCGAAACUGGAAGAAUUACACAGCCGGUUUUGGAGACAUGAACGACGAGUUCUGGCUGGGUCUGUCCAACCUGCAUAAGAUCACAGCCGGAGGUCAGUACGAGCUGCGAGUGGACCUGCGGGACAAAGGCGAGGCGGCCUACGCUCAGUAUGACAAGUUCUCCGUGUCUGAGCCUCGAACUCGCUACAAGGUGCACGUGGGAGGAUACAGCGGGACGGCAGGUGACUCGAUGACCUACCACCACGGCCGUCCGUUCUCCACGUACGACCACGACAACGACAUCGCUGUCACCAACUGCGCUCUGUCCUACAAGGGAGCGUUCUGGUACAAAAACUGCCACCGGGUCAACCUGAUGGGACGAUACGGGGACAACAGCCACAGCAAGGGAGUGAACUGGUUCCACUGGAAAGGACACGAACACUCCAUCGAGUUCGCUGAGAUGAAGAUCCGACCAUCCAACUUCAGAAACCUGGAGGGCAGGAGGAAACGGUCAUAAACUACAACGACGACAACAACAACAACAACAACAACAACAACACUGCUACAGCUCUGUCUCCACCUCCUCACCCACCAAAGCCACUGCCAGGAGCCCCGCUGCCUCCAGUCGACCCCCACCCACCCCUCCGCCGCCCCUCUGCCCCACCUCCGCCCGCCAGCAGUGUGUAAACUGACGUGUGCAUGUUACAAACUGGACUUAAAGCAAAGCCCACCAACAGACCCUGCUCACGCACCAAAGACAGCCGGCUGUGACCCCCACCUGCCCCACCUCACCCCACCCCACCGCCCGCCAACCCCCCUUCCCCUGCGUCGCAGCGCUCGUCUGGAGGCGUGAGCACGGCUCUCGGCCGUCGCCUCAUGAGGGCGCUCACGGUGUUGAUUGUCCGGAUCAUCAGAGGAACUCGGGAAAAAGGUUCAACAAGAUGAGAAAAUCCAAACAUCCAAAUCUCCACUUUUCCUUUGUGUUCAUGUGAAAUCCAAACACAGAUUUACAAUUCACUGCAGUUUAAUUUAAACAGAAUCAGUUAUAACCGUCCUGCAAGAUCCACCAGAAAACAACAAGAAAACUCUCAUUCACAUUAUAAACACUUCUGCUUCCAAGGCAGUUUUAAAAGGCUGAAGAGAAAUCCUGGCAUGCACAGAGAGAACAUGCAAACUCCACAAGGAAAACCUGGAAUCUGAUCUUGUCGCUGUGACUGUAGAAUGCAAACCACUGCACCACCAGGCCACCACUGGUUAUUUAAGAGGAAAAACACUCUCAAGCAUAGGACUGCAUGGUGGAGCAGUGGUUAGCUCUCGCCUCACAGUGAGAAUGUCUCUGGUUCAAGUCCACAUUUGGAGUCACUUGCUGUAAAGUUUGCAUGUUCUCCCUGUGUGUGUGAGUUUUUUCCCACAGUCUAAAAGCAUGUGUCUGAGCUGCAUCAAAGAUAAAUGAACAUAACCACAAACUGGAGAUUCUACGAGUGUUUUCAGCGGUUGGUGUCAUACGAGCCUUCGGGCCUUGGACGCUGGAGACCACUCAGCUCCGGAGUCUCCCGCUAACUCGCCUCUUCCUCCGUCUUUGUGUGACUUAACUCGUCUCUGUGUCACUUUAUCCCCCCUCACCUCACCCCACCGUCCCAGGAUUUAAAGAUGGAAGUGUCUCCCCCUUCGUGUCCGGGCGGACGGGCCACAUUUCCCACCGUCCCCCGAGCCCCUGAAGGCAUCAUGGUGUGUUUUUGAAAAGAAAAGAUUUGUUUCUCUAAUGAAUCCGAGGCAGGACCUAUUAUUCAGUAUAUUAAUGACAUGCGGUGAAUUUCUUUUCUUUUUUAAUUUUUCUGUUCCUUUUUUUAUUUUGUUUUUUGUUUUUUUUUUGCAAAAUGUGAAUACAGUACAUAUAAGUGGAACAAGAGAAUGUUAUUGUGAUGCUCGAAACUUUUGAAAAAAGGCCAACUCCAGUGGAAUUCCAGUUGUCAUAGUAAGGUGUUGAUGAAAAUAGUGUUCGGACAGGCCAAAACUAGAGAACUAGUUACUGUUUCUACCCCCCCCCCCCCCCCCCCCCCAAAAAAAAAAAAAAAAGAAAGGAAAAAAAAAA